Messenger RNA from Lineus longissimus, 4252 nucleotides. RefSeq lists its product as uncharacterized. The transcript has 25 exons. The record is from RefSeq and is a predicted model, not a curated record. The coding region runs from base 53 to 4252 and encodes 1399 amino acids. Lineage: Eukaryota; Metazoa; Nemertea; Pilidiophora; Heteronemertea; Lineidae.
ACGCCAUUGCCAUAGUUUGAAAUCUACACCUAUACCUCAUGAAGAUGAUAGGAUGCUCUAUUUUGGAGCGAAAGAACUUUGGACAGAUUUAGAGGGAAGAGAAUCCUACCCCGUCAAGGAGUUGAAGGACUUCUUAGGCCGGCUUUCCGAUGACUCUGGCGAUGGUAUUACGUUUGACUUCAGUGGCAUUGAGCAAGUGACAGACCUGGCUCUGUAUGCUUUGUCCUCAUCUCUGGAGACCAAGGCUGCAUCAAAGGUGAAGAAGAUUGUCCUCACUGGCUGCCAGUAUGUGACAGACUAUGGAGUGUCACAACUUAGUUUGGCAUUUUCUAAUUUGGAAGAGGUGAUUCUUGAUGGGUGUGCUGCUGUGACUGAGAAGUCAGUCUUCCACCUCAAGAGGAGAUGUCCUCAUCUAACUCACUUGUCUGUGAUAUCUACCAGUGUUGGUGACAUCCCAUUACCCAUUGGUGACACCAAGAUCUAUUUGGAUGGCUGUCCUAUCUUCACCGGUAUUGACCUCCAAGAAGCCUCUCCACUUGUUGAGCAAAAGGUUGUCAUCCUGGUGCAGCCGACCUUGACCUUGUCUGUCCUUGACCUCCUGAAAGAUGGUGUUUUCAAGGAAACCACUGGUGACAGAUGCCUUCACUACUGUCCUAAAGUCACUGUUGGUGGCGCCACGGCUAAUGUGUUUGAGUUUCACACCGAUUCGACAUACGACUACUUGCCUUUCCUCAGUUCUGGUGCUACUUAUAUCAUCACAGUUGAGUUAACAACUGCUGAAGAAUGUGCCAAAGGUUUACUAGAAGCCUACCGUAAUAUCAAAACUAGGACUUGCCAUUCCUGUUUUGUGGUGUUGAUCUUGCACAAGGAGGAUGUCCGAGGGGCCAAGAGUGUACAGAAAACCAUGCUGAAUAGCCUCCAUGCAGCAGAGAACGCCUUUAAAAAGCAUGUAUCAGAACCUAUGCAUAGUAAUGGAGACUUCUACAGACAGCUACUACAAGCCAGGAAUCAAGAUAUCCUGUCUGCAGAGCAGCAAGAGCUAACCAAGCUGAGUUUCUUUGGGUUUGACAAAAAAACUAGCUGUAUUAGUAAGCUUGGAUCUCAUAGUAAUGCAGUAGGAGACGACAGUGGGACGUCGAAAUCUGGUGCUGUGGAAAGCAAAGAUGGACUCCAGAAUGAGCUACAGGCUUGUUUUGAGCACCUGAGUGAGACAUGUCCGUGGGAAUCGAAACAAGUCAGUGCAGAAGUGAAGCAGUUCUAUGACCAGCUCCCGCAGGAGAAGAUCUUGACAAUGGCAGGCCUUAUAUCAAAGUCAGGAGGCAAGACUGAUGAUGGUGGCCCCUUUCGUAAACUCCUGUCCAGGCUUGACAGAAUGGGCCGGUUGGUGUACUGUCCGAACGUCUACCACGAGACUGUGAUCCUGGACGUUCAGUGGUUAAUGGAUGUUCUGAUGAUCCCACACAACAUGGAGGAAUACCAGAACGGUGAUCACACAACAGCCCUACCUGCCAACGUGCCGCUGUUUGAAGAGGCAAAGUUCAAGACUUUGUACGCGUCUUGUUGCACUGAUGUGGAGUAUUCUGCAAUGAAGAACCUGUUAAAAGUUCUCCGUCUCAUCUUCAAUGUGCCCUGCUGGCCAAUAGGUGGCGGGCAGAAAGAGAACUUGAUUGCAUUUGCAGCGGACCUGCCGCCAUCACCCUCAAUACGCCAUGCUGCUCCUGAUCUCAAUAUCUGGGAGGAGUUCUGGCCAGAUAAAAAGCUUCCCACUGAUGCAGAAGUCAACUACAGAUACCAAGUGCAUACUGGUGUUCCCUCAAGCGCCAUCUCCUGGAUAUCAUCAAAACUUCUCCCGCGACAUGACGUGUUGUUUCUAUGGAAACAUGGUAUCAUAUUCAGGGAUGGUGCUGUAGAAGUACUCCUCAUUGAAGAAGAUGUGCCUGUGCCGUCCAUCAACCUUCAGGCUCGGUGUACCCGGUUUGAGAGUGGGAAAGGAAAGAUCGAUCUCAUCUUGGCUGAGUACCUUUGGAAUGUGAUGAAUGACAUCUGUCUGCUGGUGGAGUCUGUCCUUCACAGCUUCAUCCACUGCUCAUAUGCUGUUGUUGUUCCUUGUCGUGGCGAGUGUCCAAACAAUGGCGCCUUCCAUAUCAUCAACCCUGAUCACCUCAAGCCUGACCCAAACCAUAUUGUCACUUGUCAGAAAUGUGGUGGAGAAAUUGACAAAAGUGUGGUCAGUUUUGUGAAUGGCAGGAGUCGCUGUCUUCCCCUCCAUGAUUGGAGGAAUGAGAAGACGGGCUAUCGAUGCAGCACAUGUCGGGUGAAUGAGGGCCGGGCGAUGAAAAGAUGGAUCAUGGAGUGCCAGCUCCACCCAAACUUUGCCAGUCGGUGCUUCAAGAUGUUCUGUGAUGGGGAUAAAGUGGGUUCAAGCAUGUCAGGGAACAUACUGGCCUCGAGAGGCAGCAGGCCUUGUUACGUGAUCUCAGAGCACCCACUCUCUGAAGCAGACUUCAGUCAACUAGACCUCUGCAUUAUUGAUCCAGCUGGGAUUGAGUUUCUGUUGGUGCAGGAACCCAUCAAAUAUCUGACGAAAGAUGCAGAGGACAGAGUGAAGAUGACACACUGUGCCAUCUCCUUGGAAACGGGGCAGGUUUUGGGUGUGGAGGAGAUGGUGGAGAAGAGACCAUUCAAGAAAGGAGACCAGAUGAGGGUGAGCGUGUCGCGCCAAAAACAGGACACAGAUGACACUAGUAUGUUUGUGUGCGAUGUGUUCAAGAACGGGAUUCCAAUGCACCAGUUCACCCUGCCGGAGAAGUCCCAUGUUGUGAUCAGAUGUGAUGGAAAAGACGAAGCUGAGAAGACGAAGCUUAUUCUCUCCUCGCCACGUUGCCCAGUUGUGACUUCCGCUCAUUUCCAAGUGGGGACGUGUCUUCUUCACAAGGUUGACGGCAGCACCACGUGGUAUGGUGGCAUCAUAGAGAAGAUCAACGAUGGUUACUUGUAUGUUGUUAGAACGACUGCAGACGGCCUGGCGGCACAAUCGACACGAUUCCUACCAGAUUCUGAAGAGCUGGCCCCUCUGUGUCACUUCCCCGCAGAUGCUGAUGUAGUCUUGAGUCAAGGUCAAGUCACGUCUGAAGACAUGAUCUUUAGUUUUCUGAAACAGUACUUCGUAACACCAGCUCCAAUGGGCCUCUUCCCCGCCUUCACUAACAUGCCCAACUACAAACCACUUCAGCUCCAUAGUAUAAGAGCCAAGUCAUGUGUGACAAGUGUCUACAGCCCAUCCAUGCUCUACCAGAGUUUCAAGAUCUCGGGCAAACCUGCAGUGCUAAAGAGACAGCCGUUAGGUUUCGUUGUUCUGCCUGUGAACAUAAAGGAACAUCACCUUUACCACACAGGGAGACAGCUCACCCAGGACUGGGCAAACCAAGGGAUCGGGUUCAUGUGUAAGGGUGAGAUGUUAGCACACAGCACGAUGAGGAUAGGUCAUCUCCAGGAUGGCAAGGUGGCACCGCUCGUUUCUGACCAGUUACAACUGUUCUCGCUCGAUGAGAAGUCAAAGUUGUGGAAGUUUCUUAUCAACUCUGUCUACUUCCUCCUCCAGAGUUACGCACAGUUGACCACACAGCCGCCGAUUGUUUCCAGUUGGACACACUUACUGCCUGACAUCUCUCAAGACCUCAGCCAUGAUCACAUCUCGGAGGGUCUGUCCAAGCUCACCCGGUGGUACCAGCACACUCUUGUAUUAUUCUGUGCAUUGUCCAGCCCGCUUAAGAACUUCUAUCCUCCGUACUUCAAUGGAAUGGAGUUUGCAGAUAUCAUCAGAAAGGUGACUAUGGUCAUGAAAGAUGAGCUCAACCCCAACAACGUGUUUGGUUUCUGUGACACUCACCACUAUCUACUCAGGGCAUUCAGAGUCAACAAAGAUCCAGAAGACCCAGGCGCCAUGCCAAAACUUGCCGUGGAUUUGACUAAAUUAGGAUUGAAUUCUUCAUGCAUCAGGGAAUUAAAGAUUGAAGAAUUCCCCACUGAUUCAAUCCCGAGUGUAGUGUUAGAGUGCAUGCAGAAGUUCCCUAACUUGAUCCGGGUGCAGCUCUCCAAGUGUGGAUUGACGUCUGUUCAUGGCAUCGAGACGUGUGAAUCCCUCAAGACAUUUGAAGCAGACAGCAAUGAACUUGAACACCUUCAUCAUGGCUUUGAAAAACUGAAACAUACUCUGGAGCUUCUCCAAGCUGAAUCAGCUCUCCAUAUGUAA